AUGUUAGGAUGGCGACACUUUUAUCUUCUCCUCACUUUUUUGUUACAGUACUCUGCGGUAUGUUAGCCUAAUGUUGAGCUUGAGUCUUGGAGGUCUUUAUGGGCACAACUCAUAAAAAUAAGCGCCUUUUAGUCAGCCAAGACCAAACCUCGGAGUCGCCGCGGUCCCGCAGUUUGGGGAGCUCCAGUGCCCGAUUACUCGGAGGUCUAUCUGGAUGGCCAAGUCUUUCAUAUUUAUGGAAUUCUCUUUGCCGAUGGCCGUAUUGUAGGUUUUAUUGUUGCAAAAAAAAUUGCAACAAUAAAAAAAAAAAUAUCACGAUAAUUUUUAGUCGGAACAUUAUCAAAAUGAUACCGGACGGGUUCAAUACGAGAUUAUGCACAUGGUCAGAGAGGCCAAUAAAGUAAGCAAAAAAAACAAGGGAUUAUUCCUUCAGUACUUUGCCCAAUUGGACAUUCGUCUUGUGAUAGUAGACAUCUUGCCAACCUACCGUAACGAUCUUUCCUUGUAUUCUUUCGAAGAGUAUCGCCAAUCUCGCCUCCAAUCCCUUCCUUAUCACGAUUUUGCUGGAUUGGUUUCCUACCGAUAUGCUGGUGGACUUGCCUUUGUAAAUGGGAUGUGUUCCACAAAGAGUGUGAUGUUGUCCGGCGUAAGAACGAUUAUUUUCUGUAACUUAACCUCCUUCCUUUAUUUUCAGUUUUAUCCGCAUAGUCCAGAAGCAAUGGGUUCCAUAUUUUUCCACGAGGUUUCUCAUCUCCUGGGUGUUUCUCAUGCAGAUUCUGGCCAGCCGAUCAACGUUCCAAACUGUGGCUGCCCCCAGGGCAGCUUCCAUGCUCACUCUUCUACCACAAACGCAGAAUCCGUCGCUCACUCUUUCGUCCCGGAAAAGGGACCAGGCUGUUUGAGAAUUCCGUAAGAAUUAAUUUGAUUUUCUUUAUCCCUUACUUGAUCUUCAGAGGAUUUGAUCACAAUUGCACAGCUCAAUUACUCUCCAAUAUAUUGUAUAGAAACCGGUGUCUUUCCCGAUAUCCUCGAUCGUAUGCACAAAACAAAGCCGAAGGAUAUCCGGCCCAGAGUAAAUCGGAUCCGGCAGUGUUCAAAGUCUGUGGAAAUGGGGUAGUUGAGUCUAGUGAGGAAUGUGAUUGCGGUCUCCCAUCAAAGUGCUCAGAACUCAAUUGUAAUCCCGUUUCGUGCACAAGGAUUAUUCCAUUGUGGAAAAUUGUGAGUUUAUCCCAUUCCAUUGUGGAAGACUAUGGCUUUAAUUCUUCACGGAAUUCAUCCAUCCUCGUUGCACCACCUGUUCAAAAUUGAUGACCUCGUCGUUUCAAUUGGUCGCGCGCAAAUUUGUUUUCAAAAAAAUGGCUACCUUUCAUUUGGGGCAGAUCGAUUAUUGGCCCAAUAUGUAGAGCCAAGGUUGCAAAAUUCUCUGACAACAGCCGAUGAUUUGAAAUCACAACUAUUUUUUUUUAACGGCUGGCCGAAAACCUGGGUCGGCUAACCAAGGUGUCACAACGGCUGUCAAAGGUGUUUUCUACCAUUACUAUUGUCUGUGAAGGCAUUCUAUAAUAUCGAAGCAAACUUUUUGGCAGCCAAUCCAUUUUUUUGCUCUAAAAAAUUUGGUGUUACACAUACUUUUUCGCACCUACUCCAACCUUUUCCCCAUCCCGAAAACCCCAAGGAGUUUGGCCGCCCUGAGUCGGGCCCACUAGUCGGGUGUAGUCUCUGGCUGUUGGUCUCAUCACGAAAAUAUUUUAACCAAAAAAAAUUUCGAAAAAAAUAAUAUUUUUUCAGUAUCUAACCGGGCUUGGUGCUCUUAUCAUCUCGAGCGCCAUUCUCACAAUCUAUGUUCGAUCGAAGUACCAGGCCUAUCUGGAGGUGAAGAAGAGCCCAAUGCCUCAGCUCAGCAAGAUCCCCGGACCAAAUGGAGUGCGUCGAGUUUUGGGAUCUCUUCUGAGUAAAGUCAACGUCUUUCGUUGCAUGUUCUGCGCGGAUGGAAAAAAAGAACAAAGUAAACCGUAUGUUAAAGCAUCUAAAGUGAGUUUAUGAGCCAAGUUUAUUAUUCAUGAUUUUGUUUACUAGCUUAAUGGGAACGGUUGGUAUAAUAAAGUGUUUCCUCCUUUUUUAUCAUCUAUUUUAGCUUGAUCCGGCUUCAAUUGUGGUGAUCAGAGAUGCGAGUUGCCUUAAAACAACCACUCAAAUCACCCGGUCGGACAUUACCAAGAUCCAAAGACCCAGAUGUCCUCCACCAAGUUGCCCUAUAACUUCUAAGAAUAAUGUUCGACCAAAAGUUACACCGCCACGUCCCCCACCUCCAUCAGAACGUGAGUGUGUUUCAAGUAAUUUAUCAUUACUUCUUGAAUGUCUUUCUUGAUAUAUCUCCGCCCUCCCUCGGUCUUCCAUUCAAUUGUUUUGAUUCCAAAAUCGCUUUUAAAAGCUUUUUCCAGCCAGGAGGAUGCGUGCUUAUGAUCACAACAUAACUUACAAGUUCGCAGAUUUCGACGACUAG
This is a messenger RNA of Bursaphelenchus xylophilus (pine wood nematode), 2503 nucleotides long. Lineage: Eukaryota; Metazoa; Nematoda; Chromadorea; Rhabditida; Aphelenchoididae. The record is from the annotation of a GenBank genome assembly.